Misgurnus anguillicaudatus (oriental weatherfish) is the source of this 2633-nucleotide messenger RNA. The record is from RefSeq and is a predicted model, not a curated record. NCBI's taxonomy places the organism in Eukaryota, Metazoa, Chordata, Actinopteri, Cypriniformes, Cobitidae.
AAAUCGUUGUCAAUUUUAGAACUUUAAUGUGUAGAAAUUGUGUGUGAGGAGGCUUCAAAUGGUGUUGUAGACAAUGGGGGAGCCUUGAAGUAAAAAAAUCGAGUAGUCAUUGUCAUUAGUUUACCUUGCCCAAAGUAAUUUUUAAUGUCAUUUUUUUUAUUUCACCAAAGGUAGGUGAUAAAGGCCAAAAAUGGUGAGGCGACGUCGUUCAGGAUCUCCUCGUUCCAAACACGGGCCUUUUACAGAUAACUACAAUGCCAUGAAUCACGAAGGGCGAUUUGGCCCCCCUUCAAGAAGUCAUAGAGGUUUCAGAGGACCUCCUGGAAAAGCCCCACCCAGCUGGAGAGAAAGCAAUAGUAGUGGACCCCAGCCAUACCCCAAGAGGCCCUCACACAUGGGUGAACAUAGAGAGAGACCUGGACAAUGGAUGCAACAGAACCAAGAUCACUUCCACGGAUUUCCCAGGUCACAGGAUUCACAGCGGGGCCGCAGAAGGCCUUCUCCACCCCGCUCGAGCCGCCCUCCCCCAGUGCAGCACAGGCAGUCCCCACACGGCGGUCCUAUGCAUGGACCACCUAGUCACAGAGCACCACUCUUCCAUGGAAACCACGUCAACCUCCCAUCUCCAUCUCGCCAUUUUCACGGGCCACCAUCAGACCGGAGGGUUCCAUCUCCUCACAGUUCCUUCAGAGGUCCGCAGCGACGCCCAAGCCCUGCUCAAGAGCACGAGAGAGGCUGGGGUCCUGGACCUCGGGAGAGGCCUUUCGGAAGAUCGGCAUUUGGAGGGCAGAACUGGAAUGGGCCGGGGGGUUACUCACACGCCCCCGGUGGGGAUUCUAGGCCCUCUGGCCCACCCCAGAGAAAACCCAGAGAGUUUCCUGGAAGGAGUUCAUAUCAAGAGAGGUGGUCUGGAGAGAGAGAUCAACGUGCCCCGUAUCAUGGAGAAGCUGGAAGGGAGUCUCGUCGCCCCAGCCAGGAUUGGGGGCACAGAGGAGAGGCCAGUCCAAACUCUCGACCCCCUUACAGAUCACCGGCACACAAGCCAGGUCCACCCUCAUUGGUAUCAUCUUCCAGAUUCUAUCCUCCUCUACGACCCCAGGACAGGCCCGGCGGACGGCCAAUGAAGAGGAGAAUUCAAGACUUCAGAUGUCCAAGCGAUUUGGAUCACGGACCACCGAAGCGCUUCCGAAGAGAGUUUUCAGUAAGACCUCUUCCUCUCAGAGGCUUCAGAGGUCACGGUUUGACCCUUAAUGAUAAGAGUCGACUGCUAAAGGUACGGAAGUUUAGGGAAGAGUCAGUGGCCAGGUUCAAGCUGCCCCCACCGAGGCCAAGACUCGCAGACAGAUCCCAGAAUCCAAAGCUUCAGACAACACCACGCAAUAGCAAAGAUUCCACAGAUGGUCAACCACGCAAGGUCUCCCGGAAGAAAGAUACGAAGAUGUCAUCACCCAGAGAGUCAUCUCCCAACACAGACUCCAAGACAGCUGAGCCAAAGAGGGACUCCGAAACAAAGGUGGAAUCCCGUCGCUCUGUGAGCGCACACAGAUCCUCGCCAAUAGACAGGAGACUUUCACGUGACCUUGUUGUGGUUUCUCAUUGGGAGGCGGGACACAAACCAAGCACUAGCCCUAAAAAUAAUGCACCCUGGAGGAAUAGAGCCCCAAAGAACAAGUCAGAAGGCUCAGAAUCUGAUGGAAGUUUAACUCUUAAUGAACGCUUUACCAAGCUUAAGAGUCCAGAACAGAAGGACAGACGGCCUUCUGGAGGACCGGAAAAAUCCCUGAGAAAGCCUGGUCCAUUUCUGCGGCCUAAUUUCCGGCCAGUUGGAGUAAAUACUGGACCAGGCCCACUUGAAAUUCCUAGGAAACCCUUGAUGGCCACUAUUAUUCCAAGACCACCCUUUAGUUCGAAGCCUGUCUUCAAGAAGAGCCAAAGUAUCAUGUCAAAGUACAAGAACUUGCAGUCGCUACGGCACAAGGUUCCCCAUCAACGGCAGGCCACUAGCUAUCGCCGGUGGUAAUGCACAAUGAUCACGCAUCAUGGCAAGUUGUCUAUCAUCUCUGCAGAGCUUCCCUACUUUUGACCCCUGUCCUUUAUCUCUUACUGCAAGGCAGUAUUAAUCAAUGUAAAAAUGGCAAAAAAUCACUGUCUUUAUUUCUUCUAUGAUUUUGUUUUAUGGAGUUGUUUUUCUUUGCUAUUAUUUUGCGCAGUGUAGACCUAAAGGCCUUGAAUUUUGUGCACUGGUCCUUUUGGAGAUUAAAGAAUAUGUCUGAUGUUUGAAAUAUACCCUUAACUUAUGUACAAAGCUUUCUCUUUACAAGAGUUUUGUGAAUCUGAUUUUAUCUUUGGUUAAGAUUCUUUCACAUCUCUUGUCGUUUUAUGUUUAUACGUUUGGUGUCUGAAUAGCUGCUUUCCAAAAGUGACUGUUAUCAAUUAUAUGAUGCCUGUAGAAUGCUUUGUAUGGUGCUCACACUUUUCAGUUGGUUUCUCUUAAUGACAGCGGUGUGUUUCGAUUGGCUGAGCUGCACGUUAAUAAGUGAUUUCACCAAAAUGUUUUUUUUUUUGUGUGUGCAGCUCCUAAAACACAAUGUACAGUCUUUGUAGUCACACUUUGAAUAAAACUGGAAAUAUCA